CUUCCGAUUGGCCUGAGGAGGUUCCCUCCUGAGCUGUGAUUGGCUACCUGCCACGUGCUGCCGGUGUUGCCGGGCCGUGGCGGCAGCACAAACAAGCUGCGUGGGGGAGUCGCAGCAGGAACCGGGCGCUUUUGAUGGAGACACCUGGCGACUGUAGCAGCCCAUAUGUCAGGGUGACUCCUGGGUUCCUGACACAUCUGCAAGAUUUGGAGCCCCAAGUGGCAAGAAGACGCUUAUCUCAGGCACGACACCGGGCUACGCUAGCAGGACUCUUCAACAACCUGCGGGAAACUGUGUUUUCUCAGUCAGACAAUUCAGCAUCAAAGUGUCAGGUUUUGCGUAAAGCUAAGAAUUAUAUCCAGGAGCUGGAGCAAACCUUGGGUACCUUGCUGAAGAUGAAAGUAGAGUCCUUCAAUCUGGAGGAUGGGAACCCGUCCAGCUUGGAGGAAGUCAAGGAGGAAUAUGUCAAGAUGUACUUCAGCGAUCACUGUACUGCAUCCCCCUCAGAUGCCAUGAGUGAGAGUGGCUCUACAGUCUGGUAUUUGAUUCAAGAAUCUGAAAAAAACGCAGUAGAAGAGGAUGGGAAGCCAAGACUUAUCCAGUCCCCAGCCACUUCAUCUCCUGAUCUGAUGGAGUUUGAACGGUACCUGUAUUUUUAUAAACAGACCGUGGACCUGCUGGUUGAGAAUGGGAUUGUGUGCACCGAAGAGGUCACUCUUCCUGUGGUCUCCACCGCUGUUUCCCACCUAUGGCAGAAUCUUCCAGAGGAAAGGAGAGACAGUGUCUUGCAGUACUGUAGUCAGAGACAAAAUAUACUCCCAGAUCCCAAGGCAGCCUGCACUGAAGGUAGUGUGAGGAACAGCAGAGCUAAUAGUCAGGAGCCCAGUGGUUCAUUGGUAUCCACGCCAGAGGAGAUACUAUUUGAAGAUGCAUUUGAUGUUGCUGCUGGUUUCCUUGACAGAAAUGAGACUCAACAAGCACUGUCCAGUCCAGGCUCAAUGUUUGCAGGCUGCACCUCAGAAAAUCCAGAGGAUAACCACCGGCUCUACUUGCAGAUCACUGGUUUCUUAAAGGGUCUUUUCUUUGCUAACACACAGUUUCCCCAGGAAGAGGCUCCUCAGUUUGACUAUGAGACCGUGAUGCUGCAGUGCACGGAGACCUUUGAUGAUGAAGAUUUGUAAAUACAGGUGUCUCCAUUAACUAAAGCAUUACAGAGCAUUGCUUGAUGUGCCUGGCCCGUGAAGAGAUGCUGCACCCGUUUCAGUGAGCUGCUUCAGGACAUGGAUGGAGAAACUGUGUUGAAGUGAUUUGUUACUGUUUACUGUACAUUCCCUCAUCAGUGCUUUUGUGCAUCAGUUACAUAAUUUAUAUGUUAAAAAUGUUUUAGGUUGCAGCUAUUUAUAAAGUUUUAAAGAAAAGAUGGUGUAGUGCAUCUGUUUUCAUAUGAUUCUUUUUGUUUGGGGGUAUUUGUUUUUUUUUUUUUUUGUGUACAGUGGACUUUGCAUUUCCUCAGCAAUAAGGUUUUGUCAGAUCUCUCAUUUUUACAAACCAAGGACCAGCGCCAAAAUCAAAAAGUAUUACAUAUGCAGAAAAACUUCCAUGUCAUGUACAAAGGGGGGGAGGGGGGGUGUAAUUUAUACUGAUCUAACAUAUCAACUUGACCACUAGUCAUGUCUCUCAUAGUCAAAGCAUUUAUGGCCAGAAGGGACCAUUAGAUUAUCUAGUCUGACCUCCUGUGUAUCCCAGGCCAUUAAAUUGCACCCACUUAACCCUGCAUUGAGCCCACUAAUCACAUUUGACUACAGUAUCAUUUGUGUUUGGUUACGAGGCAUAAAUUCUAGAAGGGCAUCCCGUCUUAAUUUGACCACAUGAAGAGAUGGAGAAUCCACUGCUUCCCUUGGUAGUUUGUUCCAUGGUUACUUACCCUCACUUAAAAAAAUUGUGCCUCAUUUCUAAUUUCAAUUUUUCUGGCUUCAGCUUCCAGCCCUUAGUUUCUGUUAUGGCUUUCUCUGCAAGAUUGAAGAACUCUUUAGUACCUGGUACUUUCUCCCUGUGCUUAUACACUAUAACCAAGUCACCUCUCAAGCUUCUUUUUGAUAAACUAAACUGAUUGAGCUCUAACUCUCUCAAGGUAAGGCAUUUUUUCCAGCCCUCGAUCAUUUUUGUGACUAUUUUCUGAACACACUCAAAUUUUUCAACAGAGUGGAAACAUUUUUUUGGAGGGGCUGGGAAUGAAGCAGUAAAAAACUGCAGCCAGUGAUGGUUGGGAUAGUAAGCAAUCUGACCUAACGAUGAGCUAUAAGCAAACAAAAACCAGAACAGGAUUGGCCAAAUGUGCUCAAGCAAUCUCCUCUCCUUGGUGCAUCAUGGACAGGUUGCUGAAAGAGGACAAUGUGUAGAGGUCUUCUCCGAAAAUAGUGAAGAAAUAGUUCUCUUUUGCACUUGCAAAGCACCUGUCAGUCAGCGAACUCAAAGUGCUUUACCAACAUGUCAAUUAAUCACCAUCCAUUUCAUACGUAACCUAAGACCCAGAGCAGUUAGGUGACCUUGCCCACAGUAAGUAUAUGGCAAAACUUGAAAUAAAGCACAGCAAUGCCAUCUCCUAGGCCCCGGCUCUAACCAGUAGAUUAGUAGUUCCCAAACCAUGGCCCACAGCAAGCACAAGGCACAUCAUAACAUGGAGACCCCCCGUGGCUCCACAUCUCUAUGCCCACCCCCAUAACUUGGAGUGGCAGUGGGCCCCCCCUCCUCUUCCAGAGAAGCAGCAGCAUAGGGCCCUUUUCCCCCUUCAAGAAGGACAGCAGCUGUGGUCCCCAACUUUCCCUGAAGAGGCAGGAGUGGUAGCAUGGGGGAUCCCCAAUACCUUAACAACCAGAGUGCAUCAGCCUGGGGGGGUGAGCCAGACCCACUUCACACAUCUGCCACACAUGGUCCUGUCUGCUGGUGUUGGCAGGAGCGCCCCAGAGCAGUAGGGUCUUGGAGUUAACAUCCCAUUAGGAUAAACAGGGCCGCUCACAACUCUCAGAGCUAUUGUUUGAGGCCCUCUGCAAAUUCAGACAGAUGUCACUCAGUUUACAUUUUUGAAUUUUCCCUUGCAGCCAUGAAGGCUAAAAAUCAUUAAAAAUGAAAGAAAGAAAGAAAGCUGAUAGAGUUUACUCCUGGGGGAAUUUUGUGCCACUGCACAAGUGCAGAAUUAAUGUCCCGCACAGAUUUUCCCUCCCCUCCCCCUGCAGAAUAAUUGAUUCUGACAGGGAUAUGAAGGGAAGCUGCAAUUACACCUUUUGCCCACCAAAGGCUGAUGUGGUGACAGAAGAGAGGACAUGGGCCAGGACA
Chelonia mydas (Green sea turtle) is the source of this 3333-nucleotide messenger RNA. RefSeq names its product stimulated by retinoic acid 8 (gene STRA8). Bases 135 to 1181 code for a protein of 348 amino acids. Lineage: Eukaryota; Metazoa; Chordata; Testudines; Cheloniidae. Gene Ontology annotation, biological process: cellular response to retinoic acid; meiotic cell cycle. The record is from RefSeq and is a predicted model, not a curated record. The transcript has 9 exons. Gene Ontology annotation, molecular function: protein dimerization activity.